CACUCUCUCUCUCUCUCUCGCUCUCGGUGUGUGCGCUUAAAUGAAGCAGAUCUAAAGCGUCGCAGCUUCCAUGCGCAUCUGGAUUCUUCUGAUCCCGGCGGGUGUUGAAGGAAAUGCCUCAUUCUUGGAAUUCUUGAGGAGUGACGACAACUUUCCCCCCCCCCUUUUCCGGACUGAAUUUGAGCAGAGACACGUCGGAUGUGGACUAUGAGAGCGGAGCGAUCGCCCGGACCGAGCGGCUGGCUCUAGUCGGCGGGCGCUCGCUGGACGCUGCUGCCGGAUCCGGAGCGAUGACGCGCGGGGAGAUGCGUCGCUUGCAGCGGUUGAUGCCCGCGGAUGUUGCGGCUCGGUCGGGCUGCAUACGGAGCCUCUGGGUGGCUGUGAUCGGUCCGGACACAGACUGGGGCUGAUCAUUUGAGGAUUCUUGCUUUCUUUUCCUUUAUUUUCUCUGAGAGAAGAGAUGUCGCGCGUCUUCUUCCACGGUGAGGAUUUACACAGAUGUUUCCCUCAUUUUCCCGGCAUGGAAAGUUCAGGACUCCUGGAUGUCAAGCGUGAAACUUCUGGACAUUCCAGCUGAUGCGAUGAGACAUUUGUGUUCAACCUGACAAAAAAAAAAAAAAGACAAGAUGAAGACCAUGGCACUGAACUGGAUUGUUUAUUCAUAUUUAUAUGUGCCGGCGCUUGCUUUCUCCGGGGUCUUCAACGCGACCGACGGAGAGAUUCUGACAGAUGGCUUGCUACAAGUCAAGCUCAAACCUGACCAGUGGAAACUUAAACCCACCGUGCCUCACCCCAAUUUGUACUUCAGCCAAGUGGACGUUGCUCACUUGAAACAGCGGUCGUUCACCUCCCACGGCCAGAUAUUUAAAGUCAUCCGCGCGGCCGUGCUCUCCAUGCUGUCAAACGUGCCCUCGUACAUGCCGCCUGCCAAGCACGUGGAGUUCACCAGCAAGUGGAAUGAGAUUUACGGGAAUAACCUUCCUCCUCUGGCGCUCUACUGCCUGCUGUGCCCGGAGGACACGGCCGCCCUGCAGUUUCUUCUCAAGUAUAUGGAUCGCAUGGCGGAGUACCCGGACUGGAAAGUAACAAGUGCCCCGAAUGAUGAAGUCCCCAUCGCUCACUCGCUGACGGGGUUCGCGACGGCGUAUGAUUUCAUCUACUCCUGCCUGGACGAGCGGCGGCGGGAUGUUUACUUGAAGAAAAUACGCUCGGUGACGGAGGAGAUGUUUGAGUUGUCCAGGUACAGAGGCUGGGGCAAGCAGUUCUUGCAGAACCAUCAGACUACAAACACGCUAGCGUUUCUGAUUGGCGCCCUGGUGGUCGGCGCUCACAACGUCCCGGAGUCCAUGAUUUGGAAACAGGUGGCGGUGAGCUACAUGGAGAAGACCAUGUUCCUCCUCAACCACGUCGUCGACGGGUCGCUGGACGAAGGAGUCGCUUACGGCAGCUACACGGCCAAGUCCAUCACCCAGUACGUCUUCUUAGCUCAGCGGCACUUCAACAUCGACAAUCUUCAGAACAACUGGCUUCGAGAGCACUUCUGGUUUUACUUUGCUACGCUGCUGCCGGGCUUCCAGAGGACGGUGGGCAUCGCCGACUCCAACUACAACUGGUUUUACGGGCCCGAGAGCCAGUUGGUUUUCCUGGACACCUUUGUCAUGAAGAACGGCACCGGUAAUUGGCUGGCCCAACAGAUUAGAAAGCAUCGACCCAAGGACGGCCCCAUGGGGCAUUCGUUCGCCCAACGCUGGGCCACGCUUCACACAGAGUACAUCUGGUACAACCCCCGCCUCACACCACAACCACCCCACAACUUUGGCAGAGCAAGACUACAUAUUUUCUCCAACUGGGGCGUGGUGACGUACGGUGCUGGGCUGCCGAGCGGGCAGGGGAACACAUUUGUCUCCUUCAAGUCCAGCAAGCUAGGUGGUCGAGCGGUUUACGACAUUGUCCACGACAAGCCUUACUCCUGGGUGGACGGCUGGAACAGCUUUAACCCGGGCCACGAGCACCCGGAUCAGAACUCUUUCACUUUUGCACCAAACGGACAAGUUUUCGUAUCUGAAGCACUUUACGGGCCAAAGUAUAGCUACCUUAACAAUGUUUUGGUGUUCAGUCCGUCGCCUACCAGCCACUGUAACUCACCGUGGGAGGGUCAGUUGGGGGAGUGCGCAAAGUGGUUAAAGUGGACGGAGGAGGGGGUGGGUGACACCAGAGGGGAGGUCAUCGUCGCUGCCUCGCACAGGGACACGAUGUUUGUAAGCGGGGAGGCGGCGUCGGCCUACUCGCCCGCCAUGAAGCUAGCGAGCGUGUACAGAGCAUUAGUGUUGCUCAACUCCCAGACUCUGCUGGUUCUCGACCACGUGGAGAAGGCGAGCGACUCGCCGGUCACGUCACUCAGCGCGUUCUUCCACAACCUAGACAUCGAUUUCAAGUACGUUCCCUUCAAACUGUCGGACAGUUACAACGGGGCCAUGAUGGACGUGUGGGAUGCUCAUUACAAAAUGUUUUGGUUCGACACGCAGGGCCACAGUCCGGAGACUCGCAUCCAAGAGGCGGAGCAGGCGGCCGAGUUUAAAAAGAGGUGGACGCAGUACGUAAACGUGACUUUUCCCGUGACGGGCGCGGUCACCCGGGUCGCGUACGUGUUGCAUGGCCCCUACGUCAAAGUGUCCAGCUGUAGGUUCACGGAGAGCAGCAGAAAUGGAGUGAAGCUUUCAUUAAAUAUCAACAACAGUGAAAAAAUAGUGUCGAUAGCAACCAAUUAUAAAGAUAUAGGAGCCAGGUCGGCUUUUUUGGGAUUCGGGGGUCACUGUAAAGUGGAGGACAGGAAUCAAAUCACGAGGUACGGCCUUGGGACGCAGCUGAUCCCCAAACAAAUCACCGGUGAUAGUCAGCUGUUUGAUUUCGGAUUGGUUGUCAACGUGGUGGCGGGCGUCGUUCUGUGCGUGGCGAUCGGGUUCUUGACCCUGCAGAGGAAGUUUUACGUCUGCUUCGGCAGGCUGAUGCGCUACGCCCUGCUGUCGGUGCUCAUGCUGUGGGUGGCAGAGCUUCUCUUCCUAUCCAACAGCUGCGAUCAGCUUCUCUGCGGGGUGAAGUGGCGAGGCGAGGGGAACAAACAAAUCCGACUGUACGAGCAGCGUCAGCUCGCCCUCCCCACCAUCCUGAUCACAACCCUUCCGGGCUCCGGGGCGGAGAUACUCAAGCAUUUGUUCUACAAUAACUCUGAUUUUGUUUACAUCCGUGUACCUACUGAGCAUCUGGACCUUCCCGAGACCGAGUUUGAGUUCGAUUCCCUGGUGGACGCGUGCGAGUGGUCGAGGUCGGACGCAGCCAACGGUCGGUUUAAGGUAAUUCAGGGCUGGCUGCACUCGCUGGUCCACAACACCAAGCUGCACUUGCAGAACAUUCAGCUGACAGAGGGCGGGCGGGCGAGGCAGACCCGUGAGAGAGCCGCGCUCUCCCGGGACCGGAGGAAGAGAUCCAGGAGGAGGGAGCCGGUGUCAGAGCUGAAGGGCAAACUCAGCACCAGUGUAGACAGGGACGCGGAGUACGUGAGGGAGAUGAGACGGCACAUCGCUGAGUUCCCCAACGCCCGCGUGGUGCUAAACAUGCGCAGCGGAAGCUGGGCCCUCAAGCUUCCCUUUAUUCAGGAGGUGGUGGGACCUUCUCUGAGGACCAUCUACGUGGUCCGAGACCCUCGUGCCUGGAUCUAUGUCAUGCUGUAUAACAGCAAGCCCAGCCUGUACUCGCUGAAAAACAUCCCGCAGCACCUUUCCUUGAUAUUCAAGGAGGACGCCACCAAGGAGGGCUGUGCCACCUCCGCGCCAGAGUUCAAAACUCUUCGGAUGCUUUUGUCCCAAUCGGAAUCGAACCCCGUGUUGAUCCUAGCUCACCUGUGGUUGGCACACACUGCCGCCGUGCUGAGACUGAGCGAGACCCUGCCCGAGGAGUCGUGCCUCCACGUGAAGUUUGAGGACAUUGUCAACUUCCCGCUGGAAACGGCGGAGAACAUUCACACCUUCUUGGGGGUGCCGGUGUCGCCGGCGGCCCUCAACCAACUGGCGUUCACUACUUCGACCAACCUGUACAAUCUCAUGUACGAGGGGGAUAUUUCGCCCGCCAACAUCAACGUGUGGAGGCGGAACAUGCCGCGCAAGGACGUGAGGACGAUCGAGGACGUGUGCUGGAGCGUCAUGAGGCGCCUGGGUUACACCAGCUAGGUCGCUGCUGCUGGUCAGCUGAGCUGUCUGUGUUCACUGUAGCUGCCACCUUGUUUUGCACUGAAAUGUAGAGGGAAGUUUGCUGCUGAUGUUCAGGUUUGUUUUCUGUCGACGGCUACAGCACAUUCCUCCUCCAGUGAACCGUCUGUUUGCUUGCAGCACUCAGCUCCAGUAUGAUUUCCUCCUCACGCGUUUGUGUCUUAAAGAGCUCUGAAGUGUCCUGAAACAGCUCACUUUUCUACUGUGUCUUAGUAAAAGAUUAAAAACCGAGACUUCUCAAACACCUGAUUCUGCUUCUCUGUGUGCAGUGUUGAAGAUGUUCUGGUGUCAUUUCGGGAAGGUUUGUGAAGCUGCAUGGAGUGUUAGCCGGGAGAAGUGCCAGAUUUUGAGCAAACACCCGUUAAAUAU
Synchiropus splendidus (mandarinfish) is the source of this 4631-nucleotide messenger RNA. Its product is annotated as dermatan-sulfate epimerase-like protein. The coding region runs from base 627 to 4223 and encodes 1198 amino acids. The record is from RefSeq and is a predicted model, not a curated record. NCBI's taxonomy places the organism in Eukaryota, Metazoa, Chordata, Actinopteri, Syngnathiformes, Callionymidae. Gene Ontology annotation, molecular function: chondroitin-glucuronate 5-epimerase activity. The transcript has a single exon.